Molecule: messenger RNA, 2952 nt
Organism: Triticum dicoccoides
Lineage: Eukaryota; Viridiplantae; Streptophyta; Magnoliopsida; Poales; Poaceae
Product: protein FAR-RED IMPAIRED RESPONSE 1-like
Exons: 7
Coding region: 1367-2782 (471 amino acids)
Biological process (GO): regulation of DNA-templated transcription
Molecular function (GO): nucleic acid binding; zinc ion binding
Source: RefSeq, a predicted model, not a curated record
GACUUAAUGCCCGAAGCGGUGCUUCUUCCUACUCUGGUCAGUCGUUCAUCCCCUUCCAGACCGUGGCCGUGCGGAGCGGCGUUUCGCCAUGGAUGGCCUCGAGUUCUUCUUUGAGGAAGCAGAAUCAGGAUUGGUUCCUAAAACUCAUGCGGGUGAUUUAUUGGGUGGAGGAAUCGUUGUUGUGGAGUCUGUGGUUGCUUCGAUCCAUGAAGGUCGCGGGCGCUCCUCUGGUGUGAUUUCUUCUGAGCCGAUGGAUGACAGCAGCGCCAAAGAGCAGUUCCGAGUGGUGGGCGCGAAUCUCGGCUCACAAAACAACGGUGGGAGCGAAGUGGUUGGCGAGUCGAACGACAUGGCUUCUCAGGAAACUUCCCAUGCAUCAAUGGGAGAUGAGGGAGAUGCAGAGGGGGUGGUCGUCAACAAAGCAAAGGCCUCGUGUUGGACUCGACGUGUCAGGAUUGGCAACGCGCCAGAAGAGAGGGAUGCCAACCCAAGCAGAGUCCCUGCCCUCGAGGCUUCAAUGAGAGCUUAUGCAGACAACAAGGUUGGCACGGUUGUUAACCCGGCAAUCGGAACUAGCUUUGACACGGUUGAAGAAGCGUAUGAGUUUUACAACCUAUAUUCCUGGGAGACAGGGUUUGGCGUUCGGUAUGCCAAAAGCAGGUUGAACGUCCAUCGGAAAAAGUGCAUGCAGGAGUUUGUAUGCGCGUGUGCGGGCAAGCCAUUGCAGUCGAACAGCCGCUCGACGAGGUGUGGAUGCCCUGCGUUGAUGCGGGUGCUUAGAUCAGAUGAUAAAGGGUGGUACAUAUGCGAACACAAAGCAGAGCACAACCAUUCUGUAUCGGUUAACUGUAUGGAGAAGCUGCACUGAAAAUCACACAGGCACAUAGAUAGAUACACUAGAGACUUGGUGAAACAGCUAAGAGAAAACAAUGUAAGCCUGAGCAAGGUUUAUAGUGUGGUUGGCAGUUUUUUUGGAUCUGUGAAGGAGGUGCCAUUCACAAAGAGAUCUCUCAAAACUCUUUGUGGAAAACUGAAUAGAGAGCAGUCGGAAAAUGAUGCUACAAAAACAAUAGAGGUGUUCAAUGCCAUGCGGGCUGAAGAUCCUGAGUUCAAGUACAGUGUGCAAGUUGAUAGUGAUGGCCGAGUCAAGACUUUGAUGUGGACAACAGGAAGAAGCAUAGAGCAAUUUAAGUGUUUUGGAGAUGCUGUAACGUUUGAUACGACAUACAAAACAAAUCUAUACGACAUGCCAUUUGGCCUCUUUGUUGGUGUCAACAAUCACUUCCAAAGCAUUAUAUUUGGAGGGGUGCUGAUGAGCGAUGAGAAAAUUGAAACUUUCAAGUGGAUAUUCACAUAGUUUUUUCAGAUGAUAGGAGCGCCACAACCACGCACAAUGCUCACAGACCAAGCUCGUGCAAUGGAGGUUGCCAUAGAAGAUGUCAUGCCGCAUACAACACAUCGGUGGUGCAAAUGGCAUGUGCUGAAGAAAGCAAAAGAGUGCCUUGGGCCACUCUUAGGCAAGGGCAGCGAGUUCAAACAAGAGUUCAACAAGAUGGUGCACCACAUUGUUAGCGAGAAAGAAUUCGAGGAUGGUUGGGCAUGUAUGGUUGAGAAACAUGGUCUACAAAAUAAUGUAUUCCUCACACAGAUAUAUGAGACGCGGAUGAAAUGGGCUAAACCUUACUUCAUGGAUGUUUUCUGCGCCAAAAUGACCAGCACGCAACGUAGCGAGAGUGCUAAUCAUUUGCUCAAAGGAUAUGUGCCACCAGGAUCACCGAUGCACCUUUUCGUCCGGCAAUAUGAGAAGAUGCAAUUUGACAGAGAUUCAGAGGAGAACUAUCAAGAGAAGAGAACGAAACUGGGGGGCGUUGUGCUGGCUCAGAACCUACCUAUUGAGGUACAUGCAUCGAAAAUUUAUACAAGGGCCAUGUUUGAAAAAUUUGGUGAGGCACUAUAUGAAUGUGGAUCAUAUGUUCUCAUCGAAGAUGUGCCUCGUCGUGAAUACAUAGCGAGGCAUGUAAAGAAGGAUUCAAGGGACAAAUGGUGCAAAAAUGAAUUCCGCGUUCAGGUCAACGAGGAUGCAGACGAAUUCAAGUGUGAAUGUGGAAUGUUUGAACAUUUUGGCAUGGUGUGCAGCCAUGCCCUGAAGCUUGGUCUGCAGGAGGUCCCAGCCGGGCACAUAAUGAAGCGUUGGACAAGGGAUGCAAGGGACAUACUACCUCCAGAAUUUCUGCGUUACCAAAAGGAUCAGGGUCCUCUUAAGUACUCUUCGCGGCGACAUAAUAAUCUGCAUCUGAUGUGCCUUGAAAUUGUUAGGCUAGGUGACAGCAAUGUGGAUGCGUAUACUCUUGCGAUAGAGCAGCUACGAAAUGUGAAAAUGUUGCUCGAGCCGGUGGCUGCUAUACGUGAUGGCAUGGGAUUAUCAGACAGAGAGCUGGCAGGUGAUUUUGCAGGUUCAGCGACAGCACAGAAGCAGCAUUUUGGCCCAACAAAUCAGUUGCAAAGUGCCUCACAAUGUUCAGAUAGCUUUGCGGUGCCAUCCAAGAAGAGACCAGCGGGGCGCCCCACGACUAGCCGCGACAAAGCACCGUACGAACAGCCAGCUAAGAGGAGUAGGUUCUGUUCAAUCUGUCGUGGCCAAGGGCACAAGAGCACAACAUGUCCGCAGCGGGGUGAUCUGCCAAAGGCGCCAAGGAAGUCACCUCGCUGCUCCAGAUGCAGCCUGACAGGCCACAGAAGGAACACCUGCACCAACACGCCCAAGGCAGAUUUCUAUGGUUGAAUUUAUCUUUUUUCUUUGCUUGAAGUAUGACAGUUUCGUGUAACAGGGCUUUGAGAGGAUGUCAUACUAUUAGUGACCACUCGGCGUAUUACUGAACCUAUGUAGAGACCAUCAUGUCUUUGGUAGCGUUUUCUGUGAGGAUAAUUAUUUGGUGAUGAUGUGUUUGUCAA